Molecule: messenger RNA, 438 nt
Organism: Closterium sp. Naga37s-1
Lineage: Eukaryota; Viridiplantae; Streptophyta; Zygnematophyceae; Desmidiales; Closteriaceae
Source: the annotation of a GenBank genome assembly
GUUCACGUCCCGCCGGCUCCUUUUCCUGCUGUUUCGGCACCUGUUCCUGGAUCUCGUCUCCAUCUGCCGCCGGUUCCGCCUGUUGCGGGGAUGGAGUUUGUGGCCGCGGGUGGUGGCGCGGCGGCGGCUCAGUAUGCUCUCCAAGUUGCUGCCGAUGAGCCGCUUCAGUUCCUGGCUGAGGCACUCCAGCCUCCGCAGACCCAUGUUCCCGAGGCGACACUCGGCCAGCUCCACCGCCUCGCGGACAGUCUCCACGCGUUGCUGCUGAUUCAGGUGCUUUCUCAUUCGUCCUUCGCCGUGAUUCCUCCUGAGACUUUCCGUGGCCGCCAUCGUGAAACUUGCCUGGACGCGGCAGACCAGCUCGCAGCGCUGGAGAAAGCGUUCUUCACGCCCUUGGAGCUCACCGCAUGUAGACGCGGGCUCCGGUUGCCCCAGUGA